AUGACCAGCCAGGCUCCUACCAAGCCUUGUUCAUCAACAACAACUUCAGAUGUGUGCACACUUACAGUAUCAGGGGGACAAUUGGAUAUUUGUUUUGAUUCUCUGUUGCCUGCCACCAGUGAUGUGACGAUUCAAACUUCCGCCCGGGGUGAUUUGAACAGUAAUAUUGAGUUCUAUGAUGUAUUGAACCAAGAUGGGGACACCUUGGGUCAAAAUAAUGGUGGACCUGCUCAAUGCUCUGCUUCCUAUGAACAGGCUGAUUUUGUUGUGCCACAGGCCUUGUUCAAUGCUUGGGUAGCAACUGGCUUUGUCAGUUUCAUAAUGGAUGCCUCUGCAGAUGUGAGUGCUUCACUAGCUGGCUGCUUUGGACAAAAUGAUGCGUACAUCAAUCUGGUCUAUCAAGACACAACACCCAGUACAACUCCAAGCUUCCAGCCAAGUAUGAAUCCUUCCCUCAGUGUGCAACCCAGUGAAGUUCCAAGUGCACUGCCAUCAUUGGAGCCAAGUACCAGCAUCAUGCCAAGUUUCAAUCCCUCACUCAGUAUAAAACCUUCUGCCCUGCCAAGCUCUCUGCCAUCAGUCCAGCCCAGUGAAGUUCCAAGUCUCACACCCAGUAGGGAGCCUUCUGCCCUACCCAGCUUAUCCCCAAGCAGAAGUCCAAGUUUAUUGCCAUCAGUUAGCUUGGCACCCAGUAAUUUUCCAAGCAUGGUUCCAUCACUUAGUGCUCAGCCCAGUGCCUACCAAGCCUCACACCCAGCAGGGAGCCUUCUGUGAUGCCAAGUUUCAAUCCAUCUCUUAGCAUUGAACCAAGCAUGAACCCUUCAGUCAGUAUAAAACCCAGCCGUACACCAAGCACCUCUCCGAGCAUGAACCCGUCAGUCAGUAUAAAACCCAGCGGCACACCAAGCACCUCUCCGAGCAUGAACCCUUCGCCCCCCGUAUAAAGUGUAAAAGUCAG
Messenger RNA from Seminavis robusta, 958 nucleotides. NCBI's taxonomy places the organism in Eukaryota, Bacillariophyta, Bacillariophyceae, Naviculales, Naviculaceae. The record is from the annotation of a GenBank genome assembly.